Pygocentrus nattereri (red-bellied piranha) is the source of this 27684-nucleotide messenger RNA. It is a transcript of the gene syne1a, whose product is annotated as spectrin repeat containing, nuclear envelope 1a. Bases 289 to 26880 code for a protein of 8863 amino acids. Gene Ontology annotation, molecular function: protein binding. Lineage: Eukaryota; Metazoa; Chordata; Actinopteri; Characiformes; Serrasalmidae. The record is from RefSeq and is a predicted model, not a curated record. Gene Ontology annotation, cellular component: membrane. The transcript is spliced from 146 exons.
AUGAGCACAUGCACACAUUCCCUCACAGGCAUUCAGAGAGAGUUCAGUGUAGAUGCCGUCUGCAGUUGAAGAGAAAGAAAUAGAGGGCUUAGAACAGAAGGUCUUAAAGACCAGAAGACCAGUGUAGGAACAGAUUAUUGUACAUUACGAUACAUUCUGUUGGUAGUUGUAAAAGGACGUGGAAAUUAAACGUUGGACCAUCAGGUGUCCAUGUCCAUGGCUAGAGGACAUUGGAGAAGUGAGGAAAGAGUGAAGGAGUGAAGGAGAAGUGAGUAAACAGAGUGCAGGAUGACUCAAACGUGGCAGGAUUUGGCAACCAAGAGGAAGAAGUCUGGAGCGUCUCUUAACUUAGUCCCAGGAGUUUCUCAACAUCUGCGUGAUGAGCAAGAGGCUGUGCAGAAGCGGACCUUUACAAAGUGGAUCAACUCCCAUUUGGCAAAGAGGGACCCUCCACUGGUGGUGAAGGAUUUGUUUGAGGACAUUAAGGAUGGAGUGAUGCUGCUGGCUCUGUUGGAAGUUCUGUCUGGACACAAACUGCCGUGUGAGCAGGGCCGUAAGCUGAGGAGGAUCCACUGGCUGGCCAACGUGGGAACGGCUCUGCGCUUCCUGGAGGGCAGGAGGUCUGUGUACAGAGGAUCUCCGAUAAAACUAGUGAACAUCAAUACAACAGAUGUGGUCGACGGCAGACCCUCUAUUGUGCUGGGCUUGAUAUGGACGAUCAUAUUGUAUUUCCAGAUUGAGGAACUCACCAGCAGUUUACCACCUCAGAAGGGUCAGACUAGCAGCACCUCCUCAGUGGACAGCUCCAACAGCACAGAGACAGCCAGCCCGCCUGUCAAACGCAAGCCCCGUCUCUCCUUUCAGGGUGGUGCCAAGAGAGCCCUGCUCAAAUGGGUUCAGCGAACAGCUACUAAGAGGCUGGGGCUGGAUGUGAAGGACUUUGGUCCCAGUUGGCGCUCUGGUGUGGCGUUCCACGCAGUUAUCUUUGCUCUGCGGCCACAGCUGGUCAACAUGGAACGCGUGUGGAACAGACCAAACAGAGCCAACCUGGAAGAGGCCUUCUCACUAGCGGAGAGAGAGCUGGGCAUACCACGCCUGCUCGACCCUGAAGAUGUGGAUGUCGACAAGCCAGAUGAAAAGUCCAUCAUGACGUAUGUUGCUCAGUUCCUGAAGCACCAUCCAGACACACAGGAGGCAGAGAGUGUAGGACAGCAGGAGGAGCUUGGUCUUGCUCUUCAAGUCAUUGGAGAAAUGUUUGAGCGAGAGCAGCGGAAGAUUCUUCAGGAGCUGAAGGCCUGGGCUGAUCAGUUAGAGAGAGACUGUGCUCAGGCUCAAAUAGAAACAGGAGACUGUGGUCAGCAGUACCAGUCCUUUAAGCAGUGCCGUGUUCAGUAUGAGUUGAAGAGGAGACAGGUGUUGUCCAGUCUUCACUCCACUCAGAAGGAUGGCUUUCUGACCUCAGACCAGGCACUGCUAAAACAGGCCUGGGAGAGACUGUCUACUAGGCUACUGGACUGGCAUAAGCAGUUGGAUGCUGCCUUGCCAGAUCCUCUGGGUGCAGUCGGUAUCUGGCUGCAUCAGGCUGAGAAAAUCCUCCAAGAGGAGCCGCUUCCCCAGCAGAGUCACGAGCAGACCGCUAAUGCUAUCCACCAGACACUGCAGCAGCAUCAGGACGUCCUCAGGCUUCUCGAAACGCACCAGCAGACUUUCCAGCGGCUCCAUAGAGACAGAAGUGUCAGCGGUGUUCCUGUAGGAGCAGAGCAGCUCCAGGACAUGGCAGAGAGAAUAAACUACAUAUCUACCUCCUCACACAUUCAUUUGAGCAAACUGGAAUUUUGGGAGCUGAAGUACCGUAUGCUGGCAUUCCUGACACUGGGAGAAUCCAAGCUAAAAUCCUGGAUAGUCAAAUAUGGCCGACUGGAGUCUGCACAGCUUCUGCUGCAGAGCUACAUGUCAUUUGUUGAAGACCAGCAGUUCUUCCAGAAGUAUGAGUCCCUCAGUGAAGCCCUGAAGCAAACCGCUGUGCUUUACACAAACGCUGACAGCUCCGCUGAGGAGGCUGUGAGGCGGUUUCUGAGGGAUGUGGCUGAUCAGUGGAGGAGUCUGGCAGUGGAGGUGCGCAGUGUUCGCUCCAUGCUGGAGGAGGUGCAGGGGAACUGGGAGAAGUACAGCAGUGCUGUGUCCUCUCUACAGGUCUGGCUGGAGGAUGCCCAGGAUGCACUGAACCAGCCUGAGAACAACAAACGAGAGUUCUUCAGGAAUCUUCCACACUGGAUGGAUCAGCAUGCUGCCAUGAACGAUGCAGGAAACUUCCUCAUAGAGACGUGUGAUGAGACAGUGUCCCGCGACCUGAAGCACCAGCUGCUGCUCCUCAACGGGAGAUGGAGAGAUAUGUUCAAUAAAGCCAAACAGUAUGUUUGUGUUCAUGAGACUCAGAUUCAGACGGAGAAAGAGCAGCAGGAGGCAGUCACUGCUCUCAGAGACUUUCUGCAAACUUCUGCAGCCAAACUGACCUCACCUGUCCAGCUGUCACUACCAGAUAUCGGGAGCUUUGUGCAGGACAUUGAGGCCAUCAUUCACAGGCUCCCAUGGAUGGAGGCUCAAUACAAGACAGCUGCACGUUCUGUCCAGCUCCGGGCCAGAGACACGGGCAAUGGGGAUGGAAGACAAGCAUUGACUACAAUGGCAUCGAUCAAAGGACAGCUGUACAAGAUGAAGGAGAAAUGUCCGGUGGUCCUGAGAGAGUGCCAAACUGUCCUUCCUUUGCUGGAGGAACUGGAGAGGCAGAUCUCAGCCUUUUAUCAGACUGCAGAGUCUGCCGGCCACAUCAUCACCCAGCAGCAUGACCAGCACAAGAACCGGGAGCUGCUGUCUCAGCAGCAGAGCUGUCAGCGGUGUGUGUGUGUAGUGGAGCGCAGUUAUCUGGCCUUGCAGAGGGCUCUGUGCUGCACUAAGACUCUGUACAACUUCGACCCAUCUCUGCUGCAGAACAGAGUGACAGAGCUUCAGACCACAGCCCAGGUGCUGAUGCAGGAGGCGCUGGAGUGGAGGAGAGUUGCUGAGGCCAACGGUAAUCUGACCAGGAGGUUUGAGGAGUCCCGAGCUGAGCUGGAGAAGACUCUGCGGGUGGGUCAGGCGUGUCUGAAGGAGAGAGGAGACCCAGCUGAGCUUUUCAGCAAACAUAAUGAUUUUUUCGGAAGGCUGGACCAGCGAGUCUUGAAUGCAUAUCUGAAGGCAUGUGAUGAUCUGACUGAUAUCUUGCCAGAGGAAGAACAGCAGGGUCUACAGGAGUCAGUCAGGAGGCUGCACAAACAGUGGAAGGAUAUCCAGGCUGAAGCACCUGUCCACCUGUUAAGGCUGAGAGUGGAAGCGGAGCGACGUAUGGUGAUGACAUCACUACAGGAGUGCAGGCUAGAGCUGCAGAAAGAGGAGAAGGCCCUUUCCACAGCUGGCAGUGAGAAAGUGAUCAAAGAACACAGGGCCUAUUUCAGACAGAAGGACCCCCUCUCUAUAUAUGAGGGGAGACUAAAAACCAUGGAACAGCUGUGCCAGAGACUUCCAGAAAAUGAUCUGAUGCAGAAAGCUCUGCUGGAGACCAAAGAUUACCUGUCAGAGGUCAAAGCUGAAGUGGAAUAUACUUACAUGAGACUCCUGCAGCAUCCAGACAAGUGGAGGGAGUGGCACACAAGGUUUGGGGAGCUGUCUAGCUGGCUGUCCUCCCAGGAGGCCAAGCAGAGAAGUGGAGAGAGCUCCACUGUGCAGAGUGGGGUGCUGAGGGCUCAGGUGGACACUUUGGAUUGGCUGAAAGCUCGUUUGGCUGUACUGGAGGACCUGAGCACCGACACUGAAGCGAUCACACAGAGAACAGCAUUGGAUGAUCUCUCCAGCAAGCUCAGUGCCCUUCUCGCCUCUCUGGAAGAGGAAAUGUCAUUAAAUGGACACAGUGAGAGUGGACAGGAGGAAGUGCAGCAGAAGGAAGAGUCGCUGCAGCCACAGGAGCACAGCAGAAUCCUGAAUGCAGAGAGUGCAGCAGAGGCCAGACAACUGCUCGUAGUUCACCAGCAGAAGCUGAAGAUCCAGGGCAGGAGAAAGGAUGUAGAGCUGCAGGGGCUCUGCACUCGUCCUUAUGCUGCACCGGUACUGGGUGACGAGAGCAAAGAAAGCAGCAGGGCAGCUCAGGAGGAACGUCUGCAGGCUAUUGUGCAUGCAUGGCAGGACUUCGAGCAAGACAGAGAGGCUGUGUGGCAGUUUGUGUGCAGCACCACUCCUGUCCUGCAGAGGGAGCACAUCUUUAGCAGUCUGGAAAAUCUCACUGCUGAACUUGAGCAUGUCAGAGAGCUGCACACACAGACAGGUGUGCUCACAGAUCAGGCCCAGUCACUUGUGAAAAAAGCAACUGAGAUCCAGCUGGGUGCCCAGAAUCAUUCUCUUCUGCACGAUCAGGCCCAGGCUGCUCAAGAGAAAGUGCAGGAAAUACAAAUCUCCCUUGAGAAAAUGACAUUGGAACUUAAACAGAUGCAAGAUCUGUGGCAGCAUUUUAUCAAUAAGUCAGAAGAUUUUUCCUGCUGGGUGUGUGAAAGAGAGAAAGACCUGGAAGCUGUGGACCUCAACUUUGCCCCCUUGGAUCAACAGCUUCAGACUGUAAAGGCAAUAGAGGCAGGUUUGGAGGAGAGAAUGGAUGUCUUGAACCAGCUGGAGAUGGAGUGUCAUGCUCUGACUCGUUUCAUAACUCCAGGAGAAGCAGAGCGCAUAAAAGCUCGUUUAAUUCAGAUUAGCAGGUACUGGGAGGAGCUUAAGAACAAUGUGAAGCAGCGAGGGGUGGAGCUUCAGGUUAGCUCUUCUCAUAAAAUGAAGUUGACUGAAGAUCUGGAUGAGGUAAAAAAUCUGUUGAAAGAGCUUGCAGAGAAGUUAAACAAGCCAGUUACUUCUUGCUCGUCAUCAUCAGAAACAUACCAGGCUCUGCAUGAUCAUGUGGAUGUCUGGCAGGCUCUGAAGCAGCUGGAGCCCAGGCUGGUUUCAUUGAGCCUAGGCUUGAGAAGGCUUUCUGAUGGGGGUUGUGUGGAGAAAGAGGUGGCAGAACUCCAGCAGACUCAUGCACAAUGCACAACGGACGCUGCCAGCAAACAAGCCAUGUUGGAUGAUCUGCUUACUCUGUGGCAAAAGUAUGAAAGGGAUUUCUCAGUGCUGCAUGGCUGGUUGGACAGGUGUGAGUAUCUCUGUAACUCUGAUACUCCGUACCUGACCAUGGAUAAGGCCAAGCUUCAUAGCCAGCUACAAAUGCUGCAGGACCUGCAGUCUGAGGUUCCCUCUCAGGAGUCCUUGUUGGAGAUGCUGGAGACCCAGGCUGAGUCACUGUACCCCACUGCAUCAGAGGAACGAGUAGGAGAACUGACAGAGCUUCACUGUAGCCUGGAGGAGAGAUGGUGCUCUCUCAGUACAAACAUACCCCUUAGGAUUCAAGAACUUCAGACCCAUCAAACUCAGCUGGAGCAGUUUAACCAUGCUCUGAUAACUCUUAUCAUGUGGAGUGAGAACUUCCUUGGGGAGCUUAGAAGCAAAUCUAAAGUCUCCAUCACUGACUUGACAUCUGUUGGUACCCAGAUCAAGGAUGAUGAGUCUCUCCUCCAGACCCAGAGAGAAGCAGUGGAUGGCCUGCAGCAGCACAUCAAUGCUUUUGGUCCCUCUUUAACUCCUGAGGACCUCCAGCGACUGCAGGUCAGGAAGGAGGACUGUCUGCAGCCUUUUGUUGAGGCACACAGCCUUCUUCAGCGCCGGAGCGAGACCUUAGUUAAACUGGAGACUUUCCUGGUGACCUACAGAUCAACCACCAGCUCGCUUCAGACCCUCCAGGGAGCUGUUGAAGGGCGGGACAGCUGGGACCAAGCCAAGGCUGGGCAGCUCAACCAGGAACUAGGGCGGCUUGCCCAGGAGUUAGCCUCCCUGGAGAUGCAAGCUAUAAGUUUGGACAGCUCUCUUAGCAAGUCAUACCUGCACCUGCAUGGAACUGGGGGAGAGCGGACGUCCUGCAGGCGGCUAGUGGAUGAGCUGGGGUCAGGUCUGCAGGGGCUUCAGAGGAUACUGGGGACAAGGCAGAGUGAGGCAGAUGCUCUAAAAGCAAUGUGGAACUCCUUUAGAGGGAGAAAGGAACUGCUGUUGAAGAGCCUAAAGGAGUUGGAAGAGAGAACCAGGAGAAAGUGGCUUACGGAGCCCAGCAUUCAGAGCUUUCAGCAUAGGCUAUGGAUACUGGACCAAUUGGAGGAGGAGCUCCAGGCCCUGCAGCACAGUCAGCUGUGGUUAAGGGAGAGAGGAGAGCAGCUGUCCCAGAGAGACCAUGAGCUGGCUAAGGAGGCCCAGCAGGAUGUAACCCUGGUCCAGUCCAACUGGGAAAAGACAGAGAAACUCAUCUCUGAGGAGCAGGAGCAAUGUACACUCUUGUUGGAGACCUGUAGGGAUUACUUUAAUCUAAAGUCCAAAAUCACCUCUGCUGUUGAGAGAGCAUGUGCUGUCACUACAGCCCAGUUUGGCCAAAGUAACCCUGAAGACAUCCAAAGGGCUCUCUCUCGGCUGGAGGCGGUGAGGCCAGAGUUGGCAGGCACACAGGAGGAGCUGAAUCUGUUCAUCAGCAAAGGCAAACGCCUUAUUAGUGAGCUGAGGAAGCUUUCAGAAGACACGGGAGAAAGUGUCCGUGCAGAGAUGGACAGCAUUGUGGACCAGUGGCUGCACACUUCUGAGAAGAUGGAUGCUGACAUUGGUCGUCUUACGGUUUCUCUUGUGUUAUGGAACGAGAUUAAUUCUAUUGCCAACGACAUUGAGUGUUGGAGCAUCACUUCUGUUAGUGAGCUCAGUGAGGGAGCUGUUAACCUCUUAUCCAGCUCUAAUGUGGAGGAGCGCCUCACUCAGUUCAAGCUGGAGCUGUACAGUAAGGAGGAGGUACUAGAGGUUCUGCAGGGAAAAGUGACUGAACUACAAGAUGUGACAAAGACCCAGCGAACACCCACAGAGCUCCAGGCAAUGGAAGCUGACCUCAGGAAGAAGAUCUUACAUGCUGAAGAGAUUUAUGAGCAGACCAAGUCCAUUCUGAGGGACUUCAGUUCCAAGAGGCAGCAGCUCCAGGACAUCGUUUCCCAUAUAGCUGAGCAGUUGGAGACCACUGAGGAUGCUCUAUCAGAGCUGUCUCAAUCAUCUGAUCCAGAAAAUGUAGCCAAGAUAAAGGGUCUCCAGAGAACUCUGAAGCAGAUGGACAGUGGUUUGGACAUGGCGGGCGAGUCUCUAAGAGCUCUCUGUAGAGCUUAUCCAUCUCAGCAGCUUACCCAACUUGGAGAGGGCAUUACUGUCCUGGUGAAGCAGAGUGAGGCCACAGCUUUGCGUGCUACUUGGGUCAUUGGGGCACUUCAGGAAACCCUUCUCCAGCGUUUUAAUGAACAUGCGCAAGAUUUCCACCAUUGGCUCUCAGAGCUGAAGACAGCAACAGAGAACAGUUCUGAGCAGGCAGGAGAAGAUCCUGACAUUUCGACUCAGCUGCAGACACUUAAGGUUGCAUUGGAGCAUAUGGGAGAGGGUGAAAAGCGCUUGGCUGAACUGAGUGCAGAAGGAGAGAGACUUCUGUCACACCUGUCCAAAGCCCGGGCUGGAGGAGUACAGGAACAUUUAGCCUCAUGUCAGCUGGCCUUAGAUGGGUUUGUGGUGGCAUGCAGACAGAGACUGCGCUCUCUGGAGGAGACAGCUGCCCUACAGGAUGGGUUUGAGGUCCGUGUGGAGGAGUUGAGAGCCUGGCUGCAGCAGAUGGCGGUGAGCCUGCAGGCAGAACCUGCUCUUUGGGGAAAGAGCCAGCAAGUAGCCUCUGACUGCUCUAUACAGCUGGAGAGAAUAGAGGAGCUCCACAAAGAGCUGCUGAUGAGAAGGCCAUCUCUGGAGCGCCUGUGCCAAGCCUCUCUGACCAUGUCUGAUAGCCGAGCAGCAGGCACUGAGGCUAGUCUCUCCAUGGAGCUGCUCUCCUCCCACCAGGCUCUGGUACAGGAAACCUGGGCACGAUUACGUGGCCUGCAAGAGUACCAGGCUUUCAUGGAGGCACACAAGGCCAUAGGAGACUGGCUGGAGGAGGUGGAGGAGAGGCUGGAGAAACUUGAAAGCACGGAAGGGAACAAAAGGGAUGUGCAGGAGAGACUGGAACAAGUGCAAGAUAUCCUGUUGAUGAAGGGUGAGGGUGAGGUGAAACUCAACAUGGCUGCUGGGAAGGGGGAACUGGUCAUCAAGAACAACGGGGAGAACGGACAGGAAGUGAUCCAUUCUAAGCUGCAGGAAGCAGAGGACGCAUGGGCGGCGCUGCUUUUGAGGGCUAUGAGUUGCCACAGCCGAUUGGAGUGGACCGUGAGCCAGUGGGAUCUGUUUGUGGAGUCCCGGGCACAGCUGCAGGGCUGGUUGGAGCAGGUGGAGGCUGAGGUGAAAGGCCCUCUGGAGCCUCAGCUGGGUUUGAGGGAGAAAAGACAACAGCUGGAACGGCUGUGCUUGCUCUUGACCGACGUGGAGGACCAUCAGGGAGCGCUGUGUUAUCUGGAGGAAAGUGCGGCUGAGCUGUACAAACGCACUGGAGACCCCACCUUCAGGGAGGAUGAGACUGCCCUCCUUAGGGCGCAGUUUGAUGACGUCCGAGCCGCCACAGAGGAGAGAGUCAGACUUUCAGAAGGUGUCGUUUUUGAGCAUGAGAAGUAUGUGGAGACAGUGCGAGAACUCACUGACUGGCUACUGUCAAAAGGGGAGGAGCUUCAGAGAUGUUCUGACCCAUCUGGUGACUCGGCCUCCAUUCAGCAGAAGCUCACAGAUGUUCGGGAUCUCUUGGCUCAGUGUGUUUGUGAGGGUCGUGAGCGUUUGAGGCGUGUGCGUUUGAGCUGUGACAGAGCCGGCCGGCUGACUGCUGCUGCGGGCUGUGAGCUGAUGGAUGCUGAGGUACAGGCUCUGUCCCGCGCGCUGCAGCAAUGGGAAGGACGGGCACUCAGCACCCGCGAUGCCCUGGAGACAGCCGUCGCUGCAGCGACUGGCGCCGAGCGGGAGCGUUCACGCCUCAACGAGCAGCUGGAGGGAGAGAUGGAGCGGCUGGAGGAGCGACUGAAGGAGUGGAGUGAGGGACUAAGCCGCUCAGAGAGGAGGAACAGCGGAACAGCCGCAGUGGAGGGAUGGACUCUCGCUAAGGGUGUUCUGGAAGGCCUGCAUGCAGCUGAAGUAAUGGAGGAGAAGCUGAAGGCUCAGCUCAAUGAGCUGUAUGGAUUUUCAAGUGAUCUGGGCCCUCAGUCGGAGAGAGUCAGUGCUCUCAUCAAACUACACAACAGCCUUGGCCUGCGUGCCUCCAGAGAAUGUCAAAACAAGGAGAAGCUCCUCGAACAGCGUUUCCGGUCCUCACUACGUGACUUCCGUCAGUGGCUCGUCAACGCCAAAAUCUCCACCGCCAAGUGCUUUGACUCUCCACACAGCAUUCAGGAGGCUUCUGGUGCCCUUCAGAAGAUUCAGGAGUUCAUGAGUGACAGGGAGCAAGGCCAGGCCAGAUUAGACGCCGUUCUGGCCCACGGGGAGCAGCUCAGCACAGUUGUGCCGGCCGACAGAGUGGAGGCGGUCAGGGCCAAAGUCAGUGCUGCCAGCGAUGACUGGGGGAACCUAAUGGACAACCUACAGCAGAAAGAGACCUUAUUACAGGGUCUGCAAUCUCGGAUGCAGGAAUUUGAAGAAAGUGUGCAGCCACUUCAGGAUUGGUUAAACCGAACAGAAGUCACUGUACAAGAGAGCAGCGCUCGCCUCCAUGACCUUCCUGCAAAGAGACUGGAGCUAUGCAAACUCCAGUCCGUGCUGGAGGAGAUGUGCUCCAAAGAGCCAGAUCUGGGAGGGCUGAGGGAAAGAGCUCAUAGCCUUUGGGAGGGUCAGGCUGCUGGGAAGGGAUUUGUGCACCGAGUCUGCCAGCUAGCAGCACGCUAUCUGGCCCUCAGCAACAGGACUAAGGAGAAAGUGUCGAGGAUAGAACGUGUAGUGGGGGAACACCAGCUCUUCUCCCAGGGUUUGCAGGAGCUUCAGAGUUGGGUUUUAGAAGCACAGGAGAUCCUUGAAACCUGCCAGUCCGCUACAGCCAAUAAGAGUGUGCUGAUCACCAGAAUGGGCCAACUCGAGGCUCUAUUGACAGCUCGUCAGGAGAGGGAGAUUCAGCUGAAGAUGCUCAUCACAAGAGGGGAGGCGGUCCAGAGAAACACAUCUGCAGAAGGAGUACCUGUGGUCCGGAAACAGAUUCAGGAUCUUAAAGAUUCUUGGGAUUUGCUUCUCUCUGCAUCCAUACAGUGCAAAAGCCAGCUGGAGAGUGCCUUGUCUCACUGGACCAGCUAUCAGGAGGAUGUGAGCCAGUUUGAGGGAUGGUUGGAACGAGUGGAGGAUAGUCUGGGGAGCACGGAUAAACGCUAUACUGAGAUGAGGGACAAGACUGCCAACCUGCGCAGGGCUAAGCUGCUUUAUGAAGAAGUAUUGAGUCGCUCCAGCCCUCUGGACACCAUUGCCACAAAGGGUUCUAAUAUGGCUGAGAACUCAGCCACCCAACAAGAAGUUCACAAGCUCAGUGAGCGAUAUGAAGCCAUCAAAGCCAAAGCCAAGGCUGCAGUUAACAAGGCAGAGGAGCUGGUUCUGGUCCAUCAGGAAUACCAGCGGGGUCUGCACAUGUUUGAGGACUGGCUAGAGCAAGAACAGAGCAAUUUGGCUCUCCUUUCACCCCUGGAUGGAGAUUUGGACACGCUGGGGAAGACCCUGAAGGAACUGCAAAUGCUGCAGUCACGUUUUUCAGAGGGCCACACGUUACUCAGAUCAGCGCUGACUAGCCGUGAGCAGGUCAUCCCUUGGGGCAUCCCACAGAUUGAGGAACGGGCACUAGAGACAGCACAGAGAGAGUGGCAAGGCUACCAGGACAGGAUGGGGGAUACAAAAGCCCAAGUAGAGCAAACCCUUGUGAGACUCCAGAAGUUAGAGGACUGCUUCCAGAACCUGGACCAGUGGCUAGUUGACAUUGAGCUCAAAGUGAGGCUGCGAAGCCACCGACGCUCAGAUUCCACUACUAAAGACAUCCAGCUGCAGCAGCUGCUGCGAUGGCAGACGGAGGCUGGACAGAAGCAGUCAGAGAUGGAAGGACUCAGUGCUCUUGCACAGCAAAUCGUUGAGGACACCCAUGUCAGUGCCAGGGUCAGCGCAAGGGUCACUCAGCUGACUGCCCGUUACCAUGCUCUGCUCAUCCGCAUGCAGGAGACUAUCAAACAGCUUCAAGAGGAAAUCACGAGCAUUGCGGAGGCUCAGAGCACCCUCAGGACCUUCUCCGACUGGUUGAGCGUAGCAACAGCGGAUUUCAGAACAGUCAGCGAAAACAAGGAAGCUCUGGACCGUACCACUAUGGAGAAAAAGAUGAAGAAGCUGGAGUCUCUACAGGGUAACAUGGAUCAUGGCCACAGCCUGUUGAAGACGCUUCGGGAAAGGGUUGAGCAAGCUGUCUCCUUUUUGGAUGACAGCGGAGCCUCUAAGCUGGAGAAAGAUGUGCAGGCUGGUCGAUCCCAGCUAGAGGAGCUAAUCUUGGGCCUGAGAACUGAGCAUGGCACCACAGAGAGAAGCAUCCUGUUCUAUAAGGAGUUCCAGGAGCGCUACAAGGCGCAGCUGCAGUGGUUGAGUGAGACUAGAGCUCUGUUUAACUCUUCUGUGGAACCCAAAGCUGAGCUCUACCAGAGAAGAGCCCAACUGGCCAAAUACAAGGCUGUGGAGCAGGCCCUGCUGUCUCGGAAUUCUGCAGUGAGCUCAGUGCUGGAGAAAGGGGAAAAUUUGCUGUCGCAUCUGCACUCUCCCUCCAUCAGAGAAAACAUGGACAGACUGCAGGCCAAUUACAAGGAGCUGUGCACAGCUGCCAGGGCCCAGGUCCAGAGGUUGGAGGGGCAUGUGAAGAAGCAGGAAGUGUAUCACUCUGAGCUCCAGGAAGUGGAGCGAUGGCUACUGCAAAUGUCUAGCAGGAUGGUGACCCCUGACCCUGCUCCAGGCAGUGGGCUGGAGGCAGCCACUCAACAACUGGCCAGGCACAAGGCCAUCAUGGAGGAGAUUGCGGGCUUUGAGGAGCGUCUGGCGGGGCUGAAGGAGAGAGGAGAGGAGCUGGUGUCUGGAUGCAGUGAGCGCAUCCAGGCUCGCCUUCGCCAGCAGACUCAAAGCCACCUGCAGGGAGCUCGAGACAGCUACUCGGCCAUCUGCAGCACAGCACAGCGCGUUUAUCAGAGUCUGGACCGGGAGCUGCAGAGGCACGUGAGCUUACGAGAUGCACUGCAGCAGUGUCAGACCUGGCUGUCCAACAUGCAUGAGGAAUUACAGCCCCCUGUGCAUACACCUCGCUGCCUGGAAGAGGCACUUAUUCAGGUGAAGCAGGAGCGAACUCUGCAGGAACAGGCCAGUACCUACCUGCAGCUGGUCUGCUCUACCUGUGACCUGUCUGAUGAGAAGGUGCAGGAGACUGCUGCUGAUAUCCAGCAGGUCAAAAUUCAGGUUGAGGAGAGGAUGUUGGAAUCCCAAGAAUUGGCAGAGAGCUGGAGGGCAAUAAAAGGCCUGCGUUCUGAUCUCGAGUUUCGUCUCAGAGAGGCAGAGCAACUUCUUCAGAACAUGCUCCGGAGAUCAGCAGAACUUGAGCCAAAAGUUGCCCAGAAUCAGCUGGACCAAGCCCAGGACUUUAUCCAGGAGGUGCAAGCCAGGCAGGCUGAUCUUACCCAUCUGAGAGAAAGUGUCGGUAAACUGAUGACUGGUCAGGAGUCCCCCGAGCUGGUGGAAGUGGGUCGCCUGCGUCGAGCUUGGCUGGAACUGGGCAAGCAGGCUGCAAAGCUGCUAGAGCAGAGAGAGCAGGAUCUCCAGAGAAGUGGGGAUUAUCAUGAAUGCCUCAGUAUGGCAGAGGAGCUGUUUGACCAGUUGUCCAAGGAAUGGGAAUAUCUGACCAGGGGGGACACAGAGAGGAGUAUUGUAAUGUAUUUGGAUGCCUUGAAAAAACUGUCUGUAGAUCUUCAGGAUCAGAGGUGUGUGCUAGAUGCCUUGAGAGAUAACAGGAACACAAUUCUGCCACGACUUGGUCUUGAAGAUAAGGACCUUGUCAAGGAGCAGGUGGGUUACCUGGAGCAACGCUGGACCCAGUUGGAAAUGCAGGUUCACCAGAAGAUCCAGGACAUAGUACAGACCCUUGAAGACCUGAACCAUUUAGAAGACCAGUUACGGGAGACCCAAGAGUGGGCUGAAGUUCAGCGACCAUCCAUCUCCAAGGUGCUAAAAACCAGUCCCCCUCCUGAUUUGGCUCAGAGCUUUUUGUUUGACCACUUGAGCUUUUGUGCAGAACUGGAAGCUAAACAACAGCUCCUGACUCAAGUUGUGUCUGAGGCUGACAGCCUCUCUUCUCAUUUAGGUCUAGAUGAUAGGAAGACGCUGCAGGCUUUGGUGCAAGAAGUGCAAGUGCUUCUUGAAUCUCUAGGAUCUAAGGCAGCUCAACAUCGCAAAAGCCUCAGUAAAUUAUUCACAGAACGGACACAGUUUCUCCAGGCUCUGGACAGGGCAGCUGGAUGGAUCAAACAACAAGAGCAGAGAGUUCUUGCAGAUGAACACAUAGCACUCUUACCAGACGGGCUCUCCAAGCAGGUGUCUACUUGCAAAAAUAUAUGUAGCACUCUAAGGGCGUAUCAGGUGGAGCUGACCUCGCUUUGGACACAGGGACGUGAGUUAGUGAAGGAUACAACAGAAGAGAAAAAGACUGAGACUCUUCAGAGGCUUGAGGAACUACAGGGAACAUUUGAGGCUUCCCUCCAAAGAUGCACCCAGCACUUGCAGCAUCUGGAGAAAGCACUGGUUAUCCGGAAGUAUUUCAAAGUAGACCUGGACAGAGUCUGUGAGUGGCUGAGACAAGCAGAGGCAGCCACAUUCCCUGUAGUUAAUCUCAGUGGAAGUGAUGAGGAACUGCAGAACCAGUUGGACAAGUACCAGCAGCUUCUGGUUCAUACCUCAGCUUAUGAGAAUCUUCUGCUCAUUGUCCAGCGGGCAGGACAGGAAAUUCUUCCCACCCUAAAUGAGGUGGAUCAUUGCUACCUGGAUGAGAAACUUAAUGGCCUUCCACAACAAUACAACAACAUUCUAAUAUCAACCAAAGAAAAGCGAGAAAGAGUGCAACAAGUGAUUCAAGAACGCAGAGAAUUUGAGUCCCUUAUAGAAGUGACACGCAAGGCUUUAGGGGAGCUUCAGGAGCAGUGUGAUGCCUUAGAGAAGCAGAUAACCAACCAAAGUCUUGAGGAUGGAAAAAGGUUACAUAGUGAUUAUGCUGACCUACAGAAAGGGCUUGCAAAUCUUUUUCAGGCAUUGAAAGAGUUGAGGGGUAAAACUCAGGAUUUCCAUAGCAAGGGACAGCCAUAUACACCUGAGAUCAUUGAUCAGCUAGCUAGUCUCCAUAAUAGACUUGAUCUAGUGACAAAGGAAAAAGUUAAGCAGCUGAAUAGCACAUUGAAUUUAUUAGAAGACUACAAUGCCAAGGUUGUAAAAAUGGAUAGCGGCAUGAAUGAAAUCAAGGAACACAUGGAUAAACUUUGUUCUGAGGAGCAGUUAGAUGCCAUGGAGAGAUUCUCUAGACUACACAAACUGGCCAAAGAUCUAGAAGAGACUAUUUCUUAUUCAGAAAGUUUUACAGGACAGAUAGUGGAAUUAAGCCAGCACUUUGAUCCUGACACCCUUACAAAUCAGGUUGCCUCUAAGGAGCCACAGCUUCAGGCCUUGAAAUCAAAGAUUUUUAAAUGCAUAGAAGAAUGUGAGUGUUGUAUAGUGGGAAGGUACAGUUUACAGAAAAAAAUCGAAGCAACCUUGGAGUGGCUCAGUAAGCUCAGAGAUAGACUCAAAUGUCCAUUAAAUCUCCAGGAAACAAAUGUGGACAUAGUUCAGGAUGAGGUCAGGUCAGUACUAGCACUUCAAGGAGAAGUUAAGUCUAGGCUUAAGUUAUUGGAGGUUUUAAGCCAAAAUGAGAAACAAAAAUACAGUGCUGAACAGACCUUUCCCAGUCACAUUGAGGACUAUUUAAAGGACAUUGCAGUGUUGGAAACUGAGGUUCAGCAAGCACUCACAACUAAACAGGCAGCCUUACAGUCAGCACUGUCCUUGCUACAAACAUACAAGUGUGCCUUGAAGUCUACUCAUCAGUGGAAUGAGGAUGCUGAUACCGUCUUAAAACAGACUAGCCAGAAACCAGAUUUGGAAGACUUUAAAGAGUACCUUUGGGAAGCAGAAAGAGUGAUAGCUCAGAAGCAGACCCUCAACAAUGCAGUGUGGGAAAUUGAGGCACUGUUCCUUCAGAUGGAGGACUUUUUUGACUGUGCUGUUGUUGAAGAACUCAAACAGGACUAUGAGAGUACUUUUCAAAGGAGUUCGAAGCUCAUGAAGCAGCUAGGACAUCACCAGGAAACCUUAAACAGAUGGUCUACUCAGUGGAGAUCAUUCCAGAAAGAGAGCGAAGAGGUUGUAAAGCAAAUGAGUGAGACUGAGAGAAGAUUGGCGGAGUUUAGCACAGCUAAAGCUAGCUCCCUUGAAGAGGCUGAGGACAAGCUCCAUUCUCACCAAACUAUUAUAUUCCAGGUGGAAUCUUUUCAGGACAAACUGACAAAGCUGAAAGAGCAGAUCACUCACUUUGAUGAGGCUAUAUCCAGUGCCAUGGCAUCUCGAUCUGUCUGUGCAUUGUGCUGUCGGUGGACUCAGUUGAGCAGUGUAGCUAGAGCACAGGAGAAGGCUCUGAAGGACACUGUACAUGACUGGAUGUGUUUUAAGGAGAAGCUGGAGAAGAUGAAGGUGGUGUCAGAGGACUUGCACAGCCGAGUUCCUGACAGUGUAGUAGAGAAAGCGGCCAGUAUGGUGGCUUUACACAGUCUCUUAGAGUACCAUGAUUCCUUCAGCCGAGAGGUGGAGAGAGAGAGCAGUGCCCUGACCCUCCUCAGACACCACGCCAUCAGCCUACUUCUUCAUUGUGACACAGCAGGAGAAUUCACACACAGCAGCCAGGCAACUUCACCUAGCCGUCGACCAGCUGCUCCUAGCAACCAGCCAACCACACACAGCAACCGAGCAACCUCAUCCAGCUACCAGCCAGCCACAGCCAGCAACCAGACAGCCUCACCCAGCAACAUGACAGCCUCACCAAACAACCAGGAUACCUCACUCAGCAACCAAUCAGCCAUGUCUAGCAACCCCUUACACACUCCCAGCAACCAGUCAACCACACCUAGCAACCAAUUACUUGCUCCCAGCAACCAGACAACCUUGCCUAGCAACCAAUCAACCAUGUCUGGUGAUGGUUUCCAUAUUCCCAGCAGCAAGUCAACUACACCUAUCUACCAGGCAACCUCACCGUGCAGCCAGACAAGCAGACCCUGCAACACAGAGGCACUGUGUCUGCAGGAGAUUCAGGCAAUGCAGGAAAAAUAUGAGAGUCUGUUACAGCAGGUGUUUGUGAGCCGGCAGCAGGUGCAGUUGGAGCUGGUGGAGCGAGAGGAGGUGGAGAGGGAGCUAGAACUAGUUAAAGGCUGGAUCCAGGACACGCAGGGUCUGCUGCUCAGCCCCACGGCAGACCUGGACACCCUGCUGUCCGACCUUGAGAUGGCUCAUGGUGGUGUGCAGUCUCAGCGACAGGCUCUGGAGCAGAUUGCAGACCGCCAACAGAUGAAAUACAACGACCUCCAUGCUACCCUGCCCUCUGAGAUCAGCACACAAUUAGCAGAGGUCACACUGGCACUGAGUUCAGCUGAGGAUCAGGUGCAGACCAGGGAGAGAGAAGUCCAGCACAGCAGGAAUGUUAAAGAAGAUUUUAAUGCCAGGCUACAGGACAUCUCUGAGAAAGUCAGCACCAUCUCUGUGAAACUUAAGCAGAAGUCUGUAGACGUAGAAGAGGCUAAGGAAGAGACUGAGACUCUGUGUGAGGAGCUGGAGGACUGCUCUCAUGUCCUGUCUGAGCUGGAUGUGGCUGUGCAGGAGUUUGGGGAGCAGAACCCACUGCUGGCUAGGCAGUUGGGCAUAAGCCUCAACAAGCUAUCCGAGCUCCACUCUCAGACCAGUAGGCUCGCUGAAGGAAAGACCACUCGUCUUAAAAAGGCGGAGCGGCACUUUGAGGAGUUCAAUGAGAUGCUGACCUUGGUUCUGAACUGGACAGAGAAGGCUGAAACACUUGUUUCUGCCAACAUCAUCUGGAGCCCUGCCUCCAUGAUGCAGGAACAAAUCAGAACCCAUCAGGCAUUAUUGCGGGAAUGGCGGAAGCUCCAGGGUGAGAUGGAGGGUCUUGCAGACAGAGUGGGGAUGCUAGGGGAAGUGGUGCAGACAGAAGCUCUCCACCACCAGGUGGCAGAGCUGAGUCACCAUGCUGAAGAGCUGCAGCAGCGUGCCAAAUCACGCUUGCUGAGUCUACAGGAUGCAGCCAAGGAUCUGAACAGGUUGGAGAAUGAGGUCAAGAUCCUCCAUCAGUCCAUAGAGAGAGUCCAGGAGACUCUGGCCUCGCCUGACCUGGCACGCCUCAGCCUUCGGGAACAGCUGGUCCAGAGACAACUCCUGCUGACAGAAAUGGAGGGAUUUAAAGUGCAGGUACAGGCUCUGCAGAUGUGUAUGAGCACUCUCCAGCUGCCGGAGGAGGUGAUGGCCACCUUACCCCUGUGUGUCACUGCUCAGAGUUUACAGCAAGACAGCAGCCAGCUCCAGCACACUGCCAUUCAGCAGUGCAAUAUACUGCAGGAGGCCAUGGUGCAGUAUGAACAGUAUGAACAGGAGGUGAAGAAUCUGCAGAAGCUAAUCGAGGAAGCCCACCACGUUAUACAGGACCGUCCUGUUGCUACGGGCAACAUACAAGAGCUUAAAACACAGAUACAGCACCAUGAGGAGCUGGCCCAGAAGAUAAAAGGCUACCAGGAGCAGAUAGCCGCCCUCAACUCCAAGUGCAAGAUGCUGACGGUGAAAGCCAAACAUGCUACCAUGCUGCUGACGGUCAGCGAAGUGGACGGCCUCUCGGACGGCCUGGAGGAGCUGGAGGACGAGGAGGUGGAGAUGUCCAAACACCCAGCAACACACCCCUCUGUGGUCAUGAUGACUGCAGGCCGCUGUCAUACUCUCCUCUCCCCGGUAACGGAGGAGUCUGGUGAGGAGGGCACCAACAGUGAGGUCUCCUCUCCUCCAGCCUGCAGGUCCCCCUCCCCUGGGCCUAAUGCUGACGCCUCCCUUAACCAGGCUCCUGGAAGGGCCGCAUUAAGUAGAGCUCCUUUACAGGAGCUGUAUGAUCCAUCCAUGGAGUCCAGUGCCUCUACUAACCUGGACGACUUACAGCGUUCAUGGGAAACGUUGAAGAAUGUGAUUAGUGAAAAGCAGAAGAGCCUGUAUGAAGCUCUGGAGAGGCAACAGCACUACCAAGAGGCUCUGCAGUCCGUCUCUACAAAGAUGGAGUCCAUCGAGACCUCGCUCAGUGAGGGCUUAGAACCUGGCAAGAGCCCUGAAAGCCAGAUGGCGGCUCACCAGGCUCUGAUGGAUGAGAUCCUGAUGCUGCAGGAUGAGAUAAGUGCCCUACAGGCCUGCUUCUCUGAGGAGCUGCAGCAGAAUGAAGAGAGUCCAGAGCAGGACGCAGGAGACCAGCUGGCCCUGCACUCCACCCUCACAGUGCUGGGGGAGCGCAUGGCCACCAUCCGUAUGAAAGCCUCUGGAAAACGGCAGCUACUAGAGGAGCGACUGAAUGAGCAGCUAGAAGAGCAGAGACAGGAACAGGCCCUGCAGCGUUACCAUAGCGAGGCGGAGGAACUUGACCAUUGGCUGCUCAGCACUCGGGCCACACUGAACUCUGCCCUCCAGCCAAACGCAGAGGACAUGGACAUGGAGGAGCAGCUGAUUGACUGUCAGAACAUGCUACUGGAGAUUGAGCAGAAGGUUCUGUGUCUGUCUGAGCUGUCCGUGCACAGCGAGAGCCUGCUGCUGGAGGGAAAGGCUGGUAUGCGAGGAGAUGCAGAGCAGCUUACCCUCAAACUGCACAGCCUCAAAGCCAGCCUGCUGGAACUGCAGCGCAUCCUCCAGGACAAACACACACACAUACAGGGUUCCUUGCUGGAGCAGGAAGACAGUGAGUCAGACUCAUCACUCUCCCAGAGCCCUAGCGUGCUGGACUGGCUCAGUCAGGCCCGUUCCACUCGAAGCCAGCAGCACCAGGAUAUUGUACAGAGGCAGAGGGAAUUAGAGGCCCAGAUGGAGGAGCAGAGAAAGUUGAUGCAGUCCGUCGCUUGCAGAGGGGAGGAGCUUCUCUCACAGAAAACUACACCGAAUGGAGAGAGUGCUGUAGACCUGCAGGACUCACCUGAACAUGCUGAGAGCGCUCAGAACCAUAUGAGUGUGAAGUGGGACAACCUGAGCAAAGACCUGACUGCCAAACUGCAACUUUUACUCAACACCGUGCAACAGGAGCAACUUAGCUUGGUGUACCAACGGUCACGAGUGUCCAGCCCAGGGAGCAUUUUCAGAGGGGAACAGCUAACACAGGAAGGCCUGUCCCCAAGGACUUUAUUUGAGACGUUUAGCCAAGAGCUGGAGGAACUGGCCAAGGAGGGGGGAGCUGACAGUAAACAGACCCAGGUUCUGGAGACUACUCUUUACGAAGCUGCCUCUGCAGCCUCCGGCUGGCUGGACAGUGCAGAAAACACCCUGCUGUCCGGCCCCAUGCUUUUGUCUGAUGACUCAGAGAUUCAGCUCUGCCAUCUAGAGGGUUUGAGUAAGGAGGUGAAGAAUGUCAGUGAGGAGGUAUGUAAGUGUCAGCAGGCGCUGGGGGGAGGUGCUGAGAGCAUGUGGGAUGGAGGAGGUCAUGACCUGAUUGAGGAGGUGGUGGAUGGGUUGGAGGAGAGACUGAGAUUGGUGGAUUCAUUGUUGGACCAGAGAUGUGACAGUAUUAGACAGAGACUGCAGGAACACACUACUUUCCAGACUGAACUGAGGUUAUUAUUUGCUGCUAUGAGUGACUCAAAGCAGCAGUUGCUGCAGAAGAUGUCUGGAGCUGUGGACCGGCCAGCCUCAAAACAGAUGGAGACUCUGGCAGAGGCCGAGGACAGUCUGAGGGAGUUUGAGCAGAGAGUGUCUGAGAUGAGGAGUAAAGGGGAAACGGUGCAGCCAGACCCAGUGUCCACACAGGAGCUGCUUAAACUACAGGAUGUGUAUGAGGAGCUUGUUGAGAUGGUGGGCUCAAGACGCAGUAGUUUGAACCAGACGCUGGUUCUAAAGGCACAGUAUGAGAAAGCCUUGCAAGACCUGCAGGAAUUAGUGGACACAGCCCAAGACAAGAUGGCUGCAGAUCAGAAGAUGACUGUAGGCUCAGUCCUAGAGGUUCAGAUCCUCCUAGACAAGCAUAAAGAGUUUUUCCAAGGCUUGGAAGCUCAUGUGGUGCUGACCCAGGCUUUCUUUAGGCAAGUCAGUGGGGUGGUGGUGCAGAGAGAGGCACAGGUUCUGGAGCAGUCUGUAGCUCAGGCUCAGUCAGUGCUUAAACAGGCCCACAGAAGAGGAGUGGAGCUAGAGGGCAUUCUUGAGUCAUGGAGCAGAUUGGUGGGAGAUUAUCAGGCUGUGUACAGGCAGCUGGAGGCAGUGGAGAGCAGCAUUCCCAGUGUGGGACUAGUGGAAGAGACAGAGGAAAGACUCAGUGAGAGAAUUGCACUAUAUCAGCAUCUGAAGUGCAGUCUAGCAGAGCGGCAGCAGCAGCUGUAUGAGGUGCUGGAGGACGGGAAGAAGCUGUUACUCAGUGUGUGUUGCUCAGAGCUGGAGGCUCAGCUCACUCAGCUGGGAGAGCACUGGCUCUGCUGCACCACCAAAGUCAACAAGGAGCUGCACCGUCUGGAUUCCACCCUAAAGCACUGGACCAGGUAUCAAAGUGAUUCUGCUGUGCUGGGCCAGUGGCUAGCUUCAGCUUUAGACAGACUGGAAUUCUGGAGCACUCAGUCUGUUACUGUUCCUCAGGAGCUGGAGACUGUCCGAGACCACCUCCAUGCUUUUCUGGAGUUCUCAAAAGAGGUGGAUGCUAAGUCCUCUUUGCGCUCAUCUGUUCUGAGCCGGGGUAAUCAGCUGCUGAGGCUAAAGAAGGUAGACACAGCAUCACUCAGAUCCCACUUGGCCCAGGUGGAGACACAGUGGGCUGACCUGCUCACACGUAUUCCUGUGGUCCAGGAGAAGCUACACCAGCUGCAGAUGGAGAAGCUACCAUCUCGACAUGCCAUUACAGAGCUUAUGAGUUGGAUCUCCCUCAUGGAGAACAUCAUACAAGAGGACCAGGACAAGAUUAUGGAGGCUGUGGGCUCAGGGGUGGUGCAGACAUACAUUCAAAAAUACAAGGGAUUUCGGAUUGACCUGUCCUGUAAGCAGCUGACAGUAGACUUUGUGAACCAGUCUGUUCUUCAGAUGAGCAGUCAAGAUGUAGAAGGGAAGCGCAGUGAUAAGACAGACUUUGCUGAGAGGCUGGGUGCCAUGAAUCGGCGCUGGCAAAUACUGCAGGGACUCAUUACUGAGAAGAUCCAGCUUUUGGAAGGUCUUCUUGAGAGCUGGCUUGAGUAUGAAAAUGGAGUCCAGACACUAAAAGCCUGGAUUGGCAUGCAAGAGGAAAAACUCAAAAAGAAGCCAAGGAUAGAAGAUGUUGCCUCAGCUCAGAGUGCACUGAAGAAUUGCCAGGAGCUAGAGGAGUUGGUUAAAGAGAAGGAGAAAGAGCUGGAGAAAGUGGAUGAAAAGGGACAUAUGCUCAUGCAGGACAAAAAAGGAGAGGCUACCAAUUUCGUGAUGGAAACGCUUAAGGGGCUAAACCAGGCUUGGGCCAGCUUAGACCAAAUGAUUGGCCAGGCGAAAGUGAGUCUGCGUGCAGUGCUGGACCAGUGGAGCUUGUAUAAACGAGCAGGUGAGGAGAUCCAUGGCUAUCUGAUGGAGGGUCGCUACUCCAUCUCCCGCCUGAGCCUCCUUACUGGCUCUCCAGAGGCUGUGCUCGUCCAGGUGGAGAAUUUAGAGAAUCUCCAGGAGGAGUUAGACAGGCAGGAAAGCAGUCUUAAGAAGUUUGGCUCUCUCUCCGAGCAGCUGCUGAAAGACAGCCACCCAUCAGUGGCCGACUCCCUGAACGCAGCCCUGAGUGAUGUCAAUCACAGAUGGAACACACUGCUGGAGCAGAUCUCAGAUCAGCUGAGGAGCAGUAAGAGCCUGCUGCAGUUGUGGCAGCAUUACAAAGAGCUUCAUGAGCUCAGCAGCAAAGAUGUUCAGAGACUAGAAGAGAGGGCAGAGCGUUUACUGAACAGCGCCACCCACAGGGAAAUCACAGAAGAGGAGGUGAACACCUGGAUCCAUGACUGCACUGACUUGCUGAAGACUCAUGGCUCAGUCCAAGACACCCUACAGCAGCUGGCUGAGAUCGAGGAGCAGCUGAGGCUGCAGGUUGAGCCAUCUGCAAUGGCUACUUUCCAUACAGACUGCCUGUCACUUAGCCAGCGCCUAGCAACUGUGGGAUAUGCCCUUCAAAGGCAGCAAUCUCUGCUGGAGGCCAGCGUGAACGACUAUGAGAGCUUCACAGAUGAGUUGGACUCUCUGAGCCGGUGUCCAGAGGAAGCAGAGGAGAUUCUGAAAGAAUCUGAUCCAGCUGGAUCUGCUGAGCUUUCUUGUUUGCAAGAACGUAUGGAGAAACUCAAGGCCCAUAUGCUGAAGCUGAGUCGCCUCUCGCCUGAUCUGGAGCGUUUGAAUGGCCUGGGCUACAGGCUUCCUCUAAAUGAUCAGGAGAUGAAAGGCCUACAGAAUUUGAACAGAAGCUGGGCAUCUAGCUCUGCGCACACAACAGAGAGAUUCAGUAAGCUUCAGGCUGUGGUGCUGCAGAAACAGAGCUUUCUUGAGAAGUGUGAGGAAUGGCUGGCCUUUCUCACACAGACGGAGGAAAAACUGGCUGCUGGAAUUUCAGGAAAUUAUCAGAGCUUGUUGGAGCAGCAGAGAGAGCAUGAGCUGUUCCAGGCUGAGAUGUUCAGUCGGCAGCAGAUUCUGUAUUCCAUUAUUAAUGAUGGCCAUCAGCUGCUGAAUCAAGGACGAGUGGAAGACAGAGAUGAUUUUGGCCUGAAGUUGGCACUGCUGAGUAACCAGUGGCAGGGUGUGGUGCGUCGGGCCCAGCAGAGGCGGGGGAUAAUCGACAGUUUGGUCUGCCAAUGGCAGCGCUACACUGAGCUGGCAGAAAAGCUGAGGCACUGGCUACAGGAGGUGCAGGAACCAGAGGAGCAGCAGAGAGGGACAGUGGCACUGCAGCAGGCCAGAGGAAUACUCGACCACAUACAGCUAAAGGAGCGAGUACUGCAGAGACAGCAGGGCAGCUAUGUCCUAGCAGUGGAGGCGGGGAGGCAGCUGCUACUGUCGGCCGAUGCCCGCGCUGAAGCCCUGCUGCAGGCAGAGCUCACAGACCUCCAGGAGCGGUGGAGGAGUGCCAACAUCCGCCUGGAUGAGAGGAAGAAGGAGCUGCUUUCCCUGCUGAAGGACUGGGAGCAGUGUGAGAAAGGAAUUGCUGCGUCACAUGAGAAGCUCAGAGCGUUUAAGAGAAAGCUCUCUCUGCCUUUACCUGAUCACCAUGAAGAGCUGCACAACGAGCAGAUUCGCUGCAAGGAGUUAGAGGGCAGUACAGAAGGCUGGACAGAUGAUGUGGCAGGCCUGUGUGUGCUUAGAGACUCCCUCUCCAGCAACCUGAGCUCUGAUGACCUUACAGUGCUGCAGGAAAGACUAGAACUGCUGCAGAGACAGUGGGAGGAGACCUGCCAUCAGCUGGCUCUGCGUAGGCAGCAGGUGACUGAGAAGCUAAACGAAUGGGCCGUGUUCAAUGAGAAGAACAAGGAGCUGUGCGAGUGGCUUACACACAUGGAGAGCAAAGUCUCUCAAAAUGGAGACAUCACCAUUGAGGAAAUGAUCGAAAAACUCAGAAAGGACUAUCAGGAGGAAAUCUCUGUGGCAGAGGAGAACAAGCAACAGCUAGAGCAGAUGGGGGAGAGACUGGCACGGGCCAGUCAUGAGAGCAAGGCAGCAGAGAUCCAGUACAAACUCAGCAAAGUCAAUGAGCGAUGGCAGCACCUACUUGACCUCAUCGCAGCGAGGGUGAAGAAGCUGAGGGAGACUCUGGUGGCUGUGCAGCAGUUGGAUAAGAACAUGAGCACUCUGCGCUCAUGGCUGGCUCACAUUGAAACAGAGCUCUCCCGGCCCAUAGUGUAUGAGACGUGCGACGCAAAUGAGAUCCAGAAGAAACUAAACCAGCAGCAGGAUUUGCAGAGGGACAUUGAGAAGCACAGCACAGCCGUAGCGUCUGUGCUGAACCUGUGUGAGGUGCUUCUGCAUGACUGCGAUGCCUGCGCCACAGAGACGGAAUGCGACUCCAUCCAGCAGGCCACGCGUGGCCUGGACCGCCGCUGGAGGAACAUCUGUGCUGUGGCCAUGGAACGGAGGCUCAAAAUUGAGGAAACGUGGAGACUGUGGCAGAAGUUUCUGGAUGAUUAUUCACGCUUCGAGGACUGGCUGAAAGCAUCUGAAAGGACAGCAGCUCUGCCCAACUCUUCAGGCGUUCUGUACACUGUUGCCAAGGAGGAGCUCAAGAAGUUUGAGGCAUUUCAGAGGCAGGUACAGGAGUGUUUGACCCAGCUGGAGCUGAUCAAUAAGCAGUACCGGCGACUGGCCCGUGAGAACCGCACAGAUUCUUCUUGCCGACUGCGGCAAAUGGUACAUGAUGGAAAUCGACGCUGGGACACGCUGCAGAGGAGGGUCGCUGCCAUCCUGCGUAGGCUGAAGCACUUCAUUAGUCAGCGUGAGGAGUUCGAGACAGCCAGAGACAGCAUUCUGGUGUGGCUGACUGAGAUGGAUCUGCAGCUCACCAACAUAGAGCACUUCUCAGAGUGUGACGUCCAGGCCAAGAUAAAACAGCUGAAGGCGUUCCAGCAGGAGAUUGAGCUGAACACUGGGAAGAUUGGCAGUGUGUUCAGUCAGGGCGAGGCUCUAAUGGAGAAGAGUGAGCCUCUAGACGCUGCAGUUAUCGAAGAGGAGCUGGACGAGUUGCAGAGGUACUGCAGGGAGGUCUUUGGCCGUGUGGAGCGCUACUACAGAAAACUCACACGCCUGCCGUUGCUUGAUGAUGAAUGUGAUGGUUCAGAUCGGGAGUUUGACUUAGAGGGCUCAGGUGACUUUUCUGACCUCCAAUGGGAAGAGAGCAACUCUUUGCCACGCACCAACAGCAGGCCACCAUCAGUUACUACAGCGCCCCCACGUGCCAAUGGCUCAGGCCGGGACACUCCUGCCAGCGUGGACUCAAUUCCCCUGGAAUGGGACCAUGACUAUGAUCUUGAGCCUAUGAGUCAUACCAUCUCAUCAGAAAAGAGGGUGCGAGAUGGAGAGGAGGAUGAAGAUAUUCUGUGCAGUGCCACUGCAGCUCUCACAGACGUAGUGAUUCCUGAGAGCCCUGAGGCUUAUAUAAAACUGACAGAAAACACACUGAGGUCUUCCUCUGGUGAAACAGCUCGUAAUAUACUUGAGCAUAGCCACAACACCUCGUACAUGGGAUAUAUGCGAUUGAUGGGAGACUGUCGGGGCAGUAUAGAUGCUGUGAAAAGAGCAGAGGGAGAGCUGGAGGAGGAAGAUGAUGACCUGUCAGGACUUAGAAAUCCUGAAAACACAGAGACACAAAACACAGGUGUGAUUGAGCGCUGGGAGCUGAUCCAGGCUCAGUCCCACAGCUCAGAGCACAAUCCGAGAGAAAACCUGUUGCUAAUACAACAGCUCACCUCUGACCUGGAGGCAAUGGAGAUGUGGCUUAGCCAGGCAGAGGCGGAGUUGGCUGAGCUGAGAGGGAAAAACCUAAGCACAGAUAUACUCACCAUCGAGCAGAGGAUCAGAAAAUUAAAGGAGCUGCAGAAGGCCGUGGAUGCCCACAAGUCCAAAGUCCUAUCCAUCAACUUGAGCAGCGUUGGGCUCCUUCAGUCUGACUCUGAGGAGAGCAGGAAGCUGAGAGAGAGGCUGAAGGAGAUGAACUCGCGCUGGGAUCGACUCGGCAAGUCACUGCAGCAGUGGAGAGGAGCACUGCAGGGAGCUCUUAUGCAAUGCCAGGAGUUCCAUGAGCUGAGUCAUGGCCUUCUGCUCUGGCUUGAGAACAUUGACCGCAGGAGGAAUGAAAUUAUUCCUAUCUCGGCAGGACUGGACUGUCAAACGCUCCGAGCCCAUUACAGAGCACUUCAGCAAAUCCAGCAGGAGCUCAUGGAUUCGGAGCAGAGGGUGAGCGUCCUGCAGGAUCUUUCUGUGCAGCUGCUUGUUCAGGCGCAGGGCAGUGAGUGCCUGGAGGCGCAGGAGAGGGUGCAUGUCAUCGGGAACCGUCUUCGCCUGCUGCUCAAGGCCGUGGCCUCUGAUCUGCAGCUGCUGGAGCGAGAACUCGAGGCCUUUGGAGACACACAGGACCUGUCUGUUUGGCCUGCUGUUAAUGAUGUCGAUACAUCAGGGUCUGCCAGUCCUGUGUCUGUGGUCAGUGUGCCUGUUCAGCAUCAGUCGCUACGGGGCAAAUGUAUUGUGUCAGAAGCAGGAUCCUCAGCCAGCGUUCCACGCCGCAGGUCCCCCGGGGGUUCUGCUUGCGCUUCCUCUCGCUCUGGUACGCCCAGGCCUCGAGGUGGCGCUGCUGCGGGCCGCUGCCAGCCCUUCCUGCUGCGAGUGCUCAGAGCCGCUCUUCCACUGCAGCUCCUGCUCCUGCUCAUUGUGGGCUUGGCCUGUCUGGUGCCCAUGACUGAGGAGGACUACAGCUGCGCCCACGCCAACAACUUCGCCCGCUCGUUCCACCCCAUGCUCCGUUACACCAAUGGUCCUCCACCCAUAUGAGCUGCCUGUUUCAUUAAUAUCAGACUUUCUUCAAGAUCCAGCAAAGUAUUGAACUGACAGCAAUGACUGUUUGUUAGCCAAAGUUGAUUUAUUCUUGUACAGUUAAAUACCGCUGCUAUUUUGUUUUUAUUUUUAUGUAUUAUUUAAAUUAUGAAUUUCAAUCAAAAUGUAAUGAGGGUCUCCUAAUGGCAGGUCUGACCCCUAGAAGAAGAAUCAGUGAGGCCCGAAUUAUGUUUUCCCAUCCCAAAUGAAUCAGGAGACAAUGAAGAGUGAAUCUGAUGUAAGCUAUAGCACUGACUUGAGCUCAUUUCAAGGUACUGCACUUAAACCGUCCAACAAAAUGGCCAAUGUUAUUUGCUUGGUCUAAGAUAAUUAUUUUUUCAUUUAAAUGUUUUAUUUAAGACAAAAACGCUAUAUAUAAAUGUCAAAGUGAUUUUUGAGAAAUAUUUGUAAGGCUAUUAUACAUGCAGUUAUUUUAUUUAAUUUUUUUACCUUUAUUUCAAGGCAUGCGGUUAAUGUGUUAUGUUUUUGAAACACACCAAACAAUCACAGAGUUACUGGUUUAUGAAAGACUUUUUUUUUUUUUUUUUUUUUUUUUUUUUUUUUUUUUUUAGUUUUGGCAACUAUGACUGACUUGGUAGCUCACUCGAUUGUUAAAAAUAUGUAUAAAAUCGUCAGUGCUUAUUUAUGUAUGUACAGUUUGCUAAUGCUCACAGCAACAAAUGUCUUUCCAUUUAAUAUAUACUAAAUAUUAUUCUGGUUCAAUCUUUUUUAUGUUUGUGUGAACUAAUGUUUAUGAAGUAA